This is a messenger RNA of Plasmodium cynomolgi strain B, 690 nucleotides long. RefSeq lists its product as hypothetical. NCBI's taxonomy places the organism in Eukaryota, Apicomplexa, Aconoidasida, Haemosporida, Plasmodiidae. The transcript has 7 exons. The coding region runs from base 193 to 690 and encodes 165 amino acids. The record is from RefSeq and is a predicted model, not a curated record.
GCAGAACAAAGCGUGGAAACUGGCUACAUAAAAAAAAAGUGACAAACAAAAUUUGAUUAUACUUUCAAAACGCAUCUUUUGAGGGCUACAAAACCCGCCACGCCAUUAGGAAAAAACUGCUUGCGCGUAUUCGCCGCCAUCCUCUGAGGAACAACACGAACGGAAAACCAACGCCGAAACUUGUUUUUUAAAAUGUCAUACAACAAGAAUUAUGGAGGACAGUUCAUGGGGCUUCGUCCAACGGGAGAUAAAAACCAGAACAAGAUGACAGAUGCGGCGGGAAUAAACUUACCGGAGGUGGAGAAUGGAGAGAUAUAUUUCUUCUGUACGGCGAUAUUCGACAACGAUGAUGUGAAGACAUCCAUGUCGAAGUCCAACUACAACUCUUCCUUCGUCCGAGGGCAGUACAUCCUGGAGGCCUACUCACUUGAGUUCAACGAGGAGAUUGUCUUAAAAAUCCCCGAGGAGGCCAACUUCGCACGAGUCUACGUGUCCUACCUGACCGUCACAGAUGAAAACGGAACAAGAAAUAUAAAACUGGAAGGAAUAGGAUACACGGACCCGUUUAAGCUGACUGAAUGCCAUGUUUACCCAUACGCGAGAUGCAAGCUAAACACGGCAGUUGGUGCGGAUGAGACGAAAGGUAGGCCCUUAAAGAGGUCCCGCGGGUCGGCGGCCUACGGUGGAUGA